GCAUUCCACAAACUCUCAAAUUCAAAGCAUUUGUACGUAGCCAACACCCAACCGUAGCAAUGGGUAGGAUCUUUGAGAAGACAGUCGACCAAACUGACAUUGGUAAAAAAAAAUUGAAGCUUCCCAGAGGUACAAAAUUUGAAGAACCUCAAAUCGUCGUUAGAGAUGAGACCGAUGAGACCAAUACACAAUGGAAUUUUCAGUUGACCAAAUCGGCCGGUGGUCAGUCAUAUCUCGGUGGUCAAGGUUGGGAAGAUUUUGUGAGUAGCAAAGGCAUUGGAGAUGGUAGCUGGAUCGGCCUUUACAAAGAAAAAGACCAUCUCAAUCCUGAAGCUCCGCCCUACAAAAUCGUAUUCAGAAAUUAGAGUUAUUAGUAUAUUGUAAGAUACUAUCCAUUAGCCCUUAAUAACCUCCAUUAUGCUUUCUGUAACUGCUUGUCUGUUCGGUUUUUGUGUACAGGAAUGCUGGCUUUGUGUUGUCUACCGUCUAAAGUACUAGUGUGUCUCUGACUAUUGUCCAAUUAUUAUUACGGUAUUGUUUAUGAUUCUGUGAUCAAUGUAAAAUAUUAAUGAAAGUUUCAGCUCUCU
Molecule: messenger RNA, 587 nt
Organism: Rubroshorea leprosula
Lineage: Eukaryota; Viridiplantae; Streptophyta; Magnoliopsida; Malvales; Dipterocarpaceae
Source: the annotation of a GenBank genome assembly